AUGGAGAUGCAGAGGUGGUCCACAAGGUGGAAAACGAAAAGGUGGCUUAUGGAUUCCUCUGUAGCUGCAUUUGUUACGUUAACCCUGGUUCUGCAGACAACCGGUGUCUCAGCAGCACAGCAAGUGGAUGUGCUCAAAGUAUUAGAAUUUCAAAAUUACCCCGAAGGAGUGACAAAAACAUCAGGAUUUUGCACAAACCGAAGAGCAUCAAAGCCGGACGCUGCUUACAGAGUUGGCAAGCAGGUCCAGAUCAGUGCGCCCACCACGCAGCUAUUCCCCGAAGGUGUUUUCCCUGAGGACUUCUCCAUCUUGACGACAGUGCGCCCCAAGUCUGGCCUCCAGUCCUUCCUUCUGUCUAUUUACAAUGAGCAGGGGGUCCAGCAGCUGGGGAUAGAAGUUGGACGCUCACCUGUCUUCCUGUAUGAGGAUCAGAAUGGCAAGCCAGCCCCGGAGGACUACCCUCUGUUCCGUACACUGAACCUUGCCGAUGGAAAGUGGCAUCGCGUUGCGAUUAGUGUGGAGAAAAAGACAGUCACCGUCAUUGUGGACUGCAAGAAGAAGAUCACCAUGCCUCUCCUCAGAAGUGACCAGACCUCCAUCAGCACCAAUGGCAUCACCGUCUUUGGCACCAGGAUCCUUGAUGAGGAGUUUUUCCAGGGCGACAUCCAACAACUUCUGAUCGUUGAUGAUUCCAAAGCGGCAUACGACUACUGUGAACAUUACAGCCCGGACUGUGACACCCCCCAUGGCGAAUCCCUGCAGGCCCAGCAGCCUCAGGAAGAGUACACUACCGAUGAUUUAGAAUACUCUCAGUUCUAUGAUUAUGCUGAGGGCCCCACUGACAUCGUUCCGACCGAUGAUGAGUAUUCUGAGCCGCAGCUAAACAAUGUAGAAGGAGAUUACAAUACAGGCUUUGACUACGGAACUGUAGAUGAUUCUCAGACUCAGUCCCCCUUUGCCACGCAUGGACCCAGUGAGGCUGUGGAGGAGGAUGUUGUCGGUGUCUAUGUCACCGAAGCCCCUCCCGUUACGCCGGAGCCCGCCGUUGUCCCAGAAACGGCGGAAAACGUGGACGCUGGCGCGGAAGCAUAUGACUUGAAGGAAUAUGAUGACCUAAAGGAGUAUGACUUGGGAGAGGUUGACAACAGGUUGUAUGAUUAUGGGGCAUAUGAUGAGUACGGCCCCACCCCCUCUAAAUCUACUGCCGCCUAUGACGAGGAAUUGGGGCCUGGGGUGGCUGCUGAAACGGACGUUUCCCAGAGCGCCGUUGCUGGAGCUGGAGGAACCUUUGGCCAAAAGGGAGAGAAGGGCGAGCCCGCUGUGAUUGAACCUGGCAUGCUGAUUGAAGGACCACCAGGACCCCCUGGUCCAGCUGGUCUUCCUGGUCCCUCAGGCCUACAAGGGCCACCUGGUGCUGCUGGAGAUCCUGGUGACAGAGGUCCUCCCGGUCGUGCUGGUUUGCCCGGUGCUGACGGCCUGCCUGGGCCCCCUGGUACCAUGCUGAUGCUGCCGUUCCGCUUUGGCGGCGAUGGUGAGAAAGGUCCGGUGGUGUCGGCCCAAGAAGCCCAAGCUCAGGCCAUCCUUUCCCAGGCCAGACUGGCUAUGAGGGGCCCCCCAGGGCCGAUGGGGUUGACAGGAAGAUCGGGGCCAGUGGGUCUACCUGGAUCAACUGGACUGAAAGGCGAAAGUGGAGAUCCUGGUCCUCAGGGGCCCCGUGGCAUCCAAGGGCCACCAGGACAAACCGGAAAAGCUGGCAAGAGGGGUCGUGCCGGAGCCGACGGAGCACGUGGAAUGCCCGGAGAGCCAGGCAGCAAAGGUGACCGAGGCUUUGAUGGGCUCCCCGGACUGCCUGGUGAAAAAGGGCACAGGGGUGAGCCAGGACCAAUGGGACCGCCAGGUUCUCCUGGAGAGGAUGGACAGAGAGGUGAGGAUGGAGAGAUCGGACCCAGAGGGUUGGCUGGGGAGAGUGGUCCAAGAGGUCUCCUGGGACCUCGCGGUUCCCCUGGCCCUCCUGGCUCACCUGGUAUUGCUGGAGUUGAUGGACCUCCAGGUUCAAAAGGAAACAUGGGACCACAAGGAGAACCAGGACCACCGGGCCAACAGGGAAUUUCAGGCACUCAGGGUCUUCCUGGUCCCCAAGGCCCUAUUGGACCUCCUGGUGAAAAAGGUCCUCAGGGCAGGUCAGGGUUGCCUGGACUACCUGGUGCAGAUGGACCCCCUGGUCAUCCUGGCAAGGAGGGUCCACCUGGAGAAAAAGGAGCCCAAGGUCCAGUGGGCCCGCAGGGUCCGAUCGGCUACCCUGGGCCUCGCGGUGUCAAGGGUGCUGAUGGUGUGAGAGGGCUGAAAGGUUCAAAGGGAGAAAAGGGUGAAGAUGGUUUCCCAGGUUUCAAAGGUGACAUGGGAAUCAAAGGAGACCGGGGUGAGGUUGGCAUGUUGGGGCCUCGUGGAGAGGAUGGUCCUGAAGGUCCCAAGGGAAGAUCAGGGCCCAAUGGAGAGUCAGGUCCCAUAGGUCCUGCUGGAGAGAAGGGUAAACUGGGAGUACCGGGAUUGCCAGGAUAUCCAGGAAGACAAGGACCGAAGGGCUCCAGUGGUUUCCCUGGAUUCCCAGGGGCCAAUGGAGAGAAAGGUGCCAGGGGUGUUGCAGGCAAACCUGGUCCAAGAGGACAAAGGGGGCCAACGGGUCCUCGUGGGGCUCGAGGAGCUCGAGGCCCAACAGGAAAGCCAGGCCCCAAGGGUACAUCCGGGAAUGACGGUCCUCCAGGCCCGCCUGGUGAGAGAGGACCUCAAGGACCUCAGGGGCCUGUGGGCUUCCCUGGACCAAAGGGACCACCUGGACCACCUGGAAAGGAUGGACUGCCUGGACACCCAGGCCAGCGUGGCGAGACGGGUUUUCAAGGAAAAACUGGUCCGCCAGGCCCAGGAGGCGUUGUUGGGCCCCAGGGACCCACUGGAGAGACUGGUCCUGUUGGUGAGAGAGGCCACCCUGGACCUCCUGGUCCACCCGGAGAGCAAGGUCUCCCUGGAGCUGCUGGAAAAGAAGGAGCAAAGGGAGACCCCGGGCCGCAGGGUUCCUCUGGCAAGGAUGGUCCCCCCGGCCUCAGAGGUUUUCCAGGCGAGAGAGGCCUACCUGGUGCCACGGGUCCUGCAGGUCUGAAGGGAGGAGAGGGGCCCCAGGGUCCACCUGGUCCUGUUGGUUCUCCUGGUGAGAGAGGUCCCGCCGGUUCAGCAGGUCCAAUCGGCCUGUCUGGCAGACCUGGCCCUCAAGGUCCCCCAGGUCCCGCUGGGGAGAAAGGGGCACCUGGUGAGAAAGGUCCCCAAGGUCCAGCUGGCCGUGAUGGCGUCCAGGGUCCCGUGGGCUUGCCGGGACCUGCCGGACCACAAGGUCCACCCGGAGAGGAUGGUGAUAAGGGAGAGGUUGGCGAGCCGGGCCAGAAAGGAAGCAAAGCUGAUAAGGGAGAACAGGGUCCGCCCGGACCAGCAGGUCUUCAAGGUCCCAUUGGUGCCCCAGGUCCUGCUGGAGCUGAUGGAGAGCCUGGUCCCAGAGGUCAGCAGGGUAUGUUUGGACAGAAAGGUGAUGAAGGAGCCAGAGGUUUCCCUGGACCACCUGGUCCCAUCGGCCUGCAGGGGCUUCCAGGACCUCCUGGUGAGAAGGGAGAAAACGGUGAUGUUGGCCCCAUGGGUCCUCCUGGCCCCCCUGGUCCUCGAGGUCCUCAGGGUCCUAGUGGAGCUGAUGGCUCACAAGGUCCUCCAGGCGGCGUGGGUCCCGUUGGCUCAGUGGGAGAAAAGGGUGAACAAGGUGAGGCCGGGAACCCCGGACCACCUGGAGAGCCCGGCACUGGGGGACCCAAAGGCGAGAGAGGAGAGAAGGGAGAAGCAGGACCUCCUGGCGCUGCUGGACCCGCUGGUGCCAAAGGUCCCCCCGGAGAUGAUGGCCCAAAGGGUAACCCCGGGCCCGUCGGAUUCCCUGGAGACACUGGUCCUCCCGGAGAGCCAGGUGUUGCUGGCACAGAUGGAGAACCAGGAGAGAAGGGAGACGAUGGUGAAACUGGCCAGGCAGGACCCCCAGGUCCAUCAGGGGAAGCUGGCCCACCUGGACCUCCUGGCAAAAGAGGGCCUCCGGGAGCGGCUGGUGCUGAAGGCAGACAAGGAGAGAAGGGCGCCAAGGGUGAGGCUGGCUCCGAAGGUCCAGCGGGUAAAACUGGACCUGUUGGGCCUCAGGGACCUGCCGGAAAGCCUGGUCCAGAAGGUCUCCGUGGAAUACCUGGCCCUGUUGGUGAACAAGGACUUCCCGGUGCUUCGGGACAAGACGGCCCACCUGGACCAAUGGGUCCUCCUGGACUUCCUGGUCUGAAAGGUGACCCAGGCUCCAAGGGUGAAAAGGGACAUCCAGGUUUAAUCGGUUUGAUCGGGCCUCCUGGUGAACAAGGAGAAAAGGGAGACCGAGGUUUGCCUGGACCGCAAGGGUCAUCUGGUAGCAAAGGAGACGGUGGUAUCAGUGGAUCAGCAGGUCCCCUCGGUCCCCCCGGCCCCCCUGGUCUACCUGGUCCUCAAGGUCCAAAGGGAGCUAAAGGUUCAACUGGUCCAGCCGGUACUAAAGGAGAUAAUGGUGCCAUUGGACCUCCAGGUCCUCCCGGCCCACCGGGUGAGGUCAUCCAGCCACUGCCCGUCCGUUCCCCCAAGAAGACCAAACGUUCCAGCGAUAUGCAGUCCGACGCGGCCGGUACCUUCAUGGAUUACGGCGAGGGCAUGGAGGGCAUCUUUAGCUCACUCAACAACCUUAAACAAGAUAUUGAGCGCAUGAAAUACCCCAUGGGGACACAGAACAACCCAGCCAGAACAUGCAAAGAUCUGCAACUCUGCCACCCAGAGUUCCCUGAUGGUGAAUACUGGAUUGAUCCAAACCAAGGUUGCUCAGGGGAUUCUUUCAAAGUCUACUGUAACUUUACUGCUGGGGGAGAAACAUGCAUCUACCCAGAUAAGAAGUCCAAUGGGGUCAGAAUAUCCUCAUGGCCUAAAGAAGUUCCUGGGUCAUGGUUCAGUGAAUUUAAGCGUGGUAAAAUACUUUCCUACGUCGACUCGGAUGGCAACUCGAUUAACAUGGUGCAGAUGACCUUCCUCAGACUACUGACGGCCUCGGCAAGGCAAAACUUCACCUACAGCUGCCACCAGUCGGUGGCAUGGCAUGACGCCACCAGUGACAGCUAUGACAAGUCGCUGCGCUUCCUGGGUGCCAAUGACGAGGAGAUGUCCUACGACAACAACCCUUACAUUACGGCCCUCUCAGACGGAUGUGCGACGAGGAAGGGCUAUGGAAAGACUGUGAUGGAGAUUAAUACUCCCAAAAUCGAUCAGGUUCCAAUCAUCGAUGUCAUGUUGACUGACUUUGGGGACCCAAAUCAGAAGUUCGGGUUUGAAGUUGGGCCGGUCUGCUUUCUUGGCUAAAUAAAAAAAAAAAAAAAAGACAAGAAAAAAUAAAAAAAUAAAAAAGGACUUGAUGGGGUCAGCAGAAAAAGUCAAGCUGAAGCCUCCCUAGCCCCGCCCCUCCCCAACUACUCCCCUCACCACCCCCAGGCUUUUUCUUUGCCACAUGCAAGUUCUGAAUAAGAGAUGGUGUUGCAAACAUGUCCUUUCCGUGUAUGUAUGCAUAAACCAGGAGAGUACUUGUUGCCCUUGUAGGGCUCGAACCACAUCGCUUAACCCCAACACGGAGCAAAAGGUGAAGGACAUUUGAGAGCGCGGCAGAGGAAGGCAAAUCCAAGUGAGCCAAGAGAGGCCGCGGUCAGGCGACAUGGGUGGACACGGACCUCCUCUCUGGAUCCUCCAGGUGCUGUACGUAAAUCAAUGGUGCUAGUUCAAGAACACACUCCAAAUGAAUAAAGAGGUGCUAAGAAAAGAAAGAAGGUCUAUUUUGAUAAUAAUAAUAAUAAUAAUUUUUAAAAAGUAUUGUGUACAUUACUGUUAUUUCUGAAUCCACCUUCAAAACUUGCAUGUGUUCCAUUCUGCUUCCGGCUCCUUUAUUUCAGCAAAGGACUCAUCAUAUGUUUGAAUUCUGCGAUUGUUCCGAUGACCAAAUACUGUGUACCUUUCACGAGGCAAAUAAAGUGAGCAUCCAAACAAUUGUUCAGUACUAAAUUUAGACUCUGCCCUUUGUAUAUACUGACCCUCCAUAGCUUGAGGUUCUAUGCCCUGGUGACCGUUGGUGAAACAACAACACGGCGACAUCUCCCACUAAUGUUGUGAUCCUGUGCUAGUAGCAAUCAUGGCAUUCAUUUAAUUAAUUUAAUUCUAUUUGUUGUUUUUUUUUUUCUUUUCUGUUUUGUUUUCUGACAGGCUUUUAAUUUUGGUUGUAUACCUCAGACUUUCUUGAUAACCUUUUAGGAUGCAAGGAUGUUAUACCCUGUAUAUACCUUGGUUAAACAAUUAAGUUUAUAUAUUUUGGAUGGGGAUUAUUUUUUUGAAAGAGAGAAUUCCACAACUGCUAGACAUCCACUGUUCAAACCCUUCUGUGAAUGCAAUGAGAAGCCCUUCAAGAGAAAAUGUUUUAAUGUUGCUUUUUAUAGUUCAAUUAAAUAUUAAAACUGGAUUGGAAACAACAGUGAACUGCAUGUCUCAGUGGUUUGUGUAAAAUGACUGCAAUCGUAGUCCACCUACUGUACAUGUCAAACGCUUUUUAUCGAGGAUAUGUUACGUCAACUCAAGAUUUUGGGCUGGUGCAAUCCCAUCUCUCUUCAAACCAAUAAAGUUCCAUCUUACCAUA
This is a messenger RNA of Hippocampus comes (tiger tail seahorse), 6757 nucleotides long. RefSeq names its product collagen, type XI, alpha 1a (gene col11a1a). Gene Ontology annotation, molecular function: extracellular matrix structural constituent conferring tensile strength. The transcript is spliced from 67 exons. The coding region runs from base 1 to 5442 and encodes 1813 amino acids. Lineage: Eukaryota; Metazoa; Chordata; Actinopteri; Syngnathiformes; Syngnathidae. The record is from RefSeq and is a predicted model, not a curated record. Gene Ontology annotation, biological process: extracellular matrix organization.